Molecule: messenger RNA, 5921 nt
Organism: Hirundo rustica (Barn swallow)
Lineage: Eukaryota; Metazoa; Chordata; Aves; Passeriformes; Hirundinidae
Gene: GPSM1
Product: G protein signaling modulator 1
Exons: 15
Coding region: 2265-4205 (646 amino acids)
Molecular function (GO): protein binding; GTPase regulator activity
Source: RefSeq, a predicted model, not a curated record
AGGGAAAAAGGAGGCAGCAGAGUUAAUGUCGUUACUCUGGGGGAGCUAGAGCUGGGCAGAAACCUGCUGGAUUUUAACCAGGCUUGGGCUUCUUCUUUCUUCCUCUUUGUUUUUCAUGCACUUCCUCACCCACGCCAGAGCGAGGAUAAUUGUGCUAAUUGUGAAUUGGAGACCUUGGCUUCGUCCUUCCCUGAGCCCUGCUGGGCAGUGCAGCGCUGGUGUCACACGAAAUUACAGCGGCUCUGCUCUUCUGACAGGGAGCAGAAAGUUGUUUAGGAGGAAGUUCCCAGAAUUAACGACCAGGCUCUGCCUGUUUACGAGGUGUGCCUUGCAAAUGUGAUGGAACCCUGCAAACCACAAGAGAAGGAGCAGAACCUGGGUCUGGUCACUGUGAGGAGCCCAGUGCCAGGGACUGGCUUGACGAAAGCAGGAGAACAGCCCUGAGUGCUCAGGCACCUGUGACUCCACGAGUUCCCUGUCUCAGGGGCUUUGAGAAGAGAGCAGUUAAUUUAAAAAUGGGGGGAAAAAAAAGGGACACAGAGCAAUGUUCCCUGUCAGAAAAUCCUGUGAGUUAAGUUGUGUGAGUGAGUGAGUGGAGCUGCCCUGCCUUGGGGGUGGUUGUCUUUUGGGGUGUGGUGAGAGAAAAGCACAGAUUUGUAGUGGCAGUCGGGAUUUGGGAUGGGCAGGAGCUGCCAGGGCUUUGAGGAGGGCCCUGUCCUUGUGCACUCACCAUAUCCCAGCUGGAGCUGCAGCAGCUCCAGCCCCUUUUUUUAGCAGCUCUCUGCAGAGAUUUGAAUGGAGGAAAUGCUCUGGGGAUUGGAUCUUGCUGCGAAGCACAGAGGCCAUCGGAUUCAGCUUGUUUAUCAGCCAAGCCUUCUGCAGCAUGAAGGCAGGAAUACGAACCACCAGCGACUGACAGAUGAAAAUACCGAGCUUCCUCAGCCACGGGUGUUUCUCUUUUUCCCCUGACAAACGAGCCCUUGUGAUUUGCAGCUUGGGAAGCCCACGGGCCGGCAUCUCAUGGUGCUUGAGUGGAGACUUAGACCCAUCAAAGCAGCUGAACGUCCUGGAAUUGUGAUAGUCCACGUGUACCUCCAGGCAUUUCCUGCCCUCCGAGUUCAGCCGAGUGUCUGCAUGGGUCUAAAUAAUAAAACAUAUGAGUUCACUGCCGUGUGCCCAGAAUUUUAAGGCCGCAGCCCUUGGCCAGCUCUUGUAUGAACCGCUUCCAUCGGGGCAGUAAUCCAGGAAGCUACGAGCACGAACUGCUUGGCUGAUGGAAGUCUGUGGUUUGGGGAAGAAAGGAAAGCUGUUUUUUCCCGUGUGUUCAUCCCUUCUGUGGUCUCUGCUGGGAGGGGAGAGCUCCAGCAGGUACCACAGGCUCUGAGGAGCUCCUGCUCCACGGGGAGCUCCUGCGGCGUGCCCGCACUCAGGUGUCUGAGGAGUUAAUAAUGAAAUGACUGAAAAUACGCACGGUUUCCGCUGCUGUUCUGAGGGAAAGGAAAUCUCACUCUGUAAGAUGUUAUCUUCAAUGGAACCAUCCUUUGGCAGAAGAGUUGUCACCAGCUGUGCCAGCGAGUGACCGCUUCGCAGAGGAGGGGCCGGCAGCGGGUCUGGCAUGGGAGGAUGAGGAGCGAGCAGAGAAAAAUGUUGUGUUUGUUCCCUGCACUGAGCAAAGCGAUUCUCCUGUGGUGGAAAUGCGUGACCCUGGGUGAGCUGCUCCCAGUGUGACUCGGGAAUCCCCCUCAGGGUUUCUGGGGGCUCCAGCUCUGCUUUGUGGAGCUCCAAGCCCUUGUGCUGAGGGCAGAGCUCACCUGCCCGGGGCAGCUGUGUGAGCAGCAGCGAGGGAAGGGAAGGGAAGGCAGGAGAUGCUUUGCACACCCGGCUCCAGACAGAACUGAGUCAUUUGUCGAGGCUGACGCUCUGGGAGCUGCUUGCCUGGGGCUGGCACGGCUCAGGCAGGAGAGUGAGAAUGCAGCCAUCCAGAUACACACAGAGGAGAGAAAAGUAACAGCUCCCAACAUGUGACUGCAAUGGAAAUAAAAAAAACAAACCCACCACCCAUCCCCAGUUAAAGCCAUGUGUGUUGGUGGAUGGAGCUGCUCCUGAAGGGUUGGUGGAGGCUGUUUGUGCAGCACAAAUACAGCCUCUCAGGAAUGCCCUGGAUUAGAACAGGCUGGCUCCUCCAGCGCCCCAAACCCCUGUGGAAAGAGGGCUGUUCCUGCGUGGCAGCAGCUCCCCCAGCCCACCACCCUUAGGGGUUAAGGAUGGAGGCAUCCUGCCUGGAGCUGGCCCUGGAAGGAGAGCGCUUGUGUAAGGCUGGGGACUUCAAAGCUGGGGCAGCCUUCUUCGAAGCAGCAGUGCAGGUGGGGACAGAGGACCUGAAGACUCUCAGUGCCAUCUACAGCCAGCUGGGCAAUGCCUAUUUCUACCUAAAGGAGUAUUCCAAGGCCCUGCUGUACCACAAACACGACCUUACCCUGGCCAGAACCAUUGGGGACCGAAUUGGAGAAGCCAAAGCAAGUGGCAACCUUGGGAAUACCCUGAAAAUACUGGGGCAGUUUGAUGAAGCUGUGGUGUGCUGCCAGAGGCACUUGGACAUUUCUCGGGAGCAGGGAGACAAGGUAGGUGAAGCCAGAGCUCUCUAUAACAUAGGGAAUGUUUACCAUGCAAAGGGAAAGCACUUAUCCUGGAGCACGGCCCAGGACCCGGGCUACCUGCCUCAGGAGGUCAAGGACACACUACAGAAAGCUUCAGAAUAUUAUGAGAGGAACCUGUCCCUGGUGAAGGAGCUGGGGGACAGAGCUGCUCAGGGCCGGGCUUACGGCAACCUCGGCAACACCCAGUACUUACUGGGCAACUUCAGCGAGGCCAUCGCCUUCCACAAGGAGCGCCUGGCCAUCGCCAAGGAGUUCGGGGACAAGGCAGCCGAGCGCAGAGCCUACAGCAACCUGGGCAACGCCCACAUCUUCCUGGGCAGGUUCGACGUCUCCGCAGAGUACUACAAGAAAACGCUCCAGCUCUCCAGACAGCUCAGAGACCAAGCAGUAGAAGCCCAAGCUUGCUACAGCCUGGGGAACACGUGCACGCUGCUUCAGGACUAUGAAAAAGCCAUCGAGUACCACCUGAGGCACCUGGUGAUAGCACAGGAGCUGGGAGACAGGGUGGGAGAAGGAAGAGCCUGCUGGAGUCUUGGCAAUGCCUACGUGUCCCUGGGGAGGCACGAACAGGCUCUGCACUUUGCGAGGAAACACCUCGAGAUCUCCCGAGAGAUCGGGGACAGGAGCGGGGAGCUGGCGGCGCAGGUGAACAUGGCCCAGCUCAGGGCAGCCCUUGGCUUGGGCUCCGGGGACGAGGACGUGGCUGCAGCUCAUCCCUACUCCGGCUACGAGGCACAAGGAGCCAGGCCAAAGAGACCCCAGAGGAGCAGCAUGGACAGCUUAGACCUCCUCAAGUUCCCUUCUGAAAAGGACCAGAAUGGGGACAGCCACCACGUGGGAGAGCUGAAGAUCUCAGGAAAAGAGUUCUUGUCGUUACCUGCGAGAACGAAGAAAUACCGGGAGCACCAACCCAGCUCGGAGAGGAAAACCCAGGGAUCAAAUUCAUCCCCUCUGGAUGCUGGGGAAGUCCGAGUCCAGGUGCCACAGUCGAAAAUCAACCGGACCCCUUCGGACGAGGAAUGCUUCUUUGACCUGUUGAGCAAGUUCCAGAGCAACCGGAUGGAUGAUCAGCGCUGCCCGUUGGAGGAGUGCCCAGCCGAGGCUGCGGAGGCAGCUGCCACGCGGGUCCCUGCCCUGGGAGAGCGGAUAUCACAAUCCACCCUGAUGGCGUCUCCGCAGACAGAGGAGUUCUUCGACCUCAUUGCCAGCUCCCAGAGCAGGCGCCUGGAUGACCAACGUGCCAACGUGGGCAACCUGCCCGGCCUGCGGAUAACCCACAACAACCUGGGCCACCUGCGCGUGGAGGGGGACGCCCAGGAGCCCGGGGACGAGUUCUUCAACAUGCUCAUGAAGUGUCAGUCCUCCAGGAUCGAUGACCAGCGCUGUGCCCCCCCAGACUCCAUCCCCCGUGGCCCCACCAUGCCUGACGAAGACUUUUUCAGCCUCAUCCAGCGCGUCCAGGCCAAACGCAUGGACGAGCAGCGUGUGGAUUUGGCCUCGGCCCAGGAGGAGGCCGAGGAGGAGCAGCAGAGACCUGGUUCCAGCUAAGAACUGGGCUUUGGUCUGGGGGGGGUUGUUUCAGCUUUAUUUUGUUUUUUAAAAAGGAAAAAACAGAGUAGGUGGUUUCAUGCCCGAGUGCUCCUGUGCUCCCAGUCUUGUCCAGGGAGCUGCACGUCCAUCGUGCUCCUAGGGGAGAGCCCAACGGAUGGGGACAAUUUUUAAAUAAGGAGGGUUUUUUAGGACACUGGGCUACUGUAACACUGGGCACAGCACCUGGAAGACUUUAGCAGCCCCUUGCUGAUCACCUAAAACCCCAGGAACCUGGAGGAGCCCACAGGGGCUGGUUAACUCCAGCCUUGAUGUCUUUUAUUUCCACAACAUUUUUAUUUAAACAGGGAAAAGGAAGAACACCUUUUCCAUUUUGAAUUCCUCCUGUCUUCCCUGACACAAAUGGUUCUGGAUCCUUCUCUGGAACAUCUUGUUCAGCUUUGUUCCUUCUGCAGGAGAAAAAGAGCCCAAGUCCUUUAAACCUUUCUCCACCCCAGCUGCAUCGCAGUCUCACACACCUGAGUGUAUUUUAGGUUUGCUGAGGACUCUCUGGAGAGCCCUGGACAUUCUCUGCUUCCAGCCGCAGCCCUGCAGGGGCAAAGCCUGGCUCAGCCUGAGCUUUAGUGGGAUUCGUUACCUCUGGAGCCCACUGCAGCCCCAUGGCAGGAGCUGUUCCUGUGCAGGGGGAAGGAGGAAAGAGGUCUCUGCCCCCCGUGUUCAGCCCACGGCAGCCAGGGACAGCUCCUGGUGCCACUGAGCCAAUGUGAGGGUGGCCAGGACAGAACCUGUGUGUGACAGGGCCCUGCUUCAACAGCCAGCAAAGCUUUCUGCCCAUGGCUCCUGCCUCCUUCCUUCCGUGUCCAACAGCAGCACGGGCCAAAGGCCCUUCCCUUCUCUUGUUUCUCCCCAGACCAGCACUGAGCUGCUCCCGGUGAGGCCCUGGCACCUCAGGAGAGUCCCAGCCUGGGGGGGAUGGCUGGGAACUCACAUUUACUGUCAUUCUUACCCCUUUUGGACCAGCUGGAAAAGCUGGAGGAGGGGAGCAGAGACCUGCCUUGAGGAGGUGAAGUAUUUUUCCUUUACGUGACCACAGCCUAUGCUGGACUUCAGAAACUCCAGCGCCAAGUUGUGCCGAAGCAAAGAAUAAAUCAGCACUUUCGAUUCGAAACGUGUUUGACGGAAACAUUCCCAUCCAGCAGGGAGAUAUUUUCACACCAGUGAUGCUGCUCAUGGGGCAUUUACCCUGCCUGCACUGACCAUGUGGAGUGGUAGCUGCCGUUUACCUGCCACCUGGGAGCACUCACCUGCUGCUUGGCCGAGGCUGGGCAGAGCUCUGGAGAGGGGAGAGGAGGAGCUGCCCGUCCCCUACCUACCAGCCAAGCUGGCAUUUGUAAAAGAGGAAAACAUUGAUGAUGAUGAUGACCUGACCAGCUGCAGGCUCAGGCCUGUGCAGCUCUUAGCCAGGUGGUGAACUGGAACCUGACCAUUAAGCUUUCAGAGGUAUUAUUUGCCAUAUACUUGAAUGUAUGAGCUUAUUUAUUUUUUACAUGUGCAUUUGCUAAUGUCAUUUUAAUGGGGACUUUCCAACCCACAGGUACUUGUGUUUUUUUCUAAAAAAAUAAUCUGCCAAAUGGAUUAAUAUAUUAGAAAUGAAUACAGCUCAAGGGGAAGGGGUGGGGGGAAUUGUGCUUAAUAAAUAUUUGUGUCUAAGCUUCA